AUGUCUGAAUCGCCGGCUGUCCCUUCGCCGGCGCCGGUUUCCGCGCCUGUCACGGCCACAGCUUCCGCUGCCGCCACGCCGACGCCUACUCCUUUCCCUGUGCCUGCUGUCCCUGCAGCUCCGGUUGCUGCACCCGCCCCAGCUCCGGUUGCCGUAUCCAGCCCAGCUCCUGCUCCGACCCCUCCAGCGACUGUGCCAGUGCCGGGCGCGCCGACAGCUGCUCCUGCACCUGCUUCAGUCCCUCAACCUGUGGUCGCUCAGGCGUCAUCGCCCGCUGUUGCCACGCCUUCCGGGCCCUCCCCUGCUGUGACCCCGAUCUCAACCGCUGUACCCACACCAGCCCAGGCCCCUAGUCCUGCCGCCGCAAGCCCGGCUCCGCAGACGCCGGCACUGUCGCAAGCGACCAUCACCCAGCUGGCCAUCUUCUACGCGUCGCAGCAUCAUCAGCAGGCGCUCGCUGCUUACAAUGCGAAGCCGACGGGCAAUCCGCCGCAGCCGAUGAGUCAUCAGCAGGCUCAGCAGCUGUUUCUCAGGCUGCCCCCUCAACAGCAGCGUCAGGUCCAGGCUACGUUUAUCGCUCGCCAACGAAUUGCGGCCCAACAGGCCACACAGUCGCCCCAGCGAUCCCCGACUUCGCCUGCUCCUCCGUCUACCGCAACGCCGUAUCACCCGUCAUUGUUAGGCAGCGGGGGUUCUACAACACCGACGACCCCUACACAGCCGGCACAACAACCUCCGGCACCGGCGCCGCAGCCCCAACCGCAACCACAGGCGCAAGCGCGACCCCCGCCUCCUCCGCAGCCCGCUGCUCCGGCCCCGCCUCCGGCUAGGCAGCGUCCAGCCACCAGCCAGUCGAAGUCGAAGCAACAGAGCAACCUUCGCACCGUUUCAUUCGUUCCUCAGGACGAACCUGAGACAGGUGCCGACAGGUCCCGCCGCCGCGAAGAGGGCUUCCGAGGCUCCAUGCGCGGUGAGAUUGCGACGCUGAUGUAUGCCGCGGGAGAUGUGAAAGAGCCAGACGUCGAUUCUGUCGACUUCGUCGAGGACAUGGUUGUCGAGUUCUUGGCUGAUCUCUGUCGACCUGUUCCUCCCAUUCGUCCCACUGCGAAUGCGACCCACACCGCCGUCCCUCUCUCGGCCGACACUCUUCGCCAUCGUCUGGCUUCCCAGCCGUACCUCCGCAAAUACCUGGAGCGUUGGGACGACAUGACCUACAUGUGGCAGGAACUGCAGGCCUCGAGACGUGUUGCUCAGCCCAACCACCAGGAUCUUAUUGCCGACCUUGGUAAGCAGUUCCUCGGUCUGGAUGAGCAGGACGGACCAGCCGCGAAGCGUCGCGCGCUCGAGGGCGCAGACGGCGAGCCGAAGCGCCGCGGUCGUCCUCCCAAGAACCCCGAGGAGCGUAAGAAGCCCGGACCCAAGAAAGGCUGGAAGAAGAACCUUGACCCGAAUGCGCCCCCAAAGAAGCGCAACGCCAGGGCGAACUACAAGAAGAGAGACAGAGCUAGUGCCUCUAUUGCUCCGCCCAGCCCGAGCAAGGCCUCGACUCCGGCACCCUAG
Trichosporon asahii var. asahii CBS 2479 is the source of this 1560-nucleotide messenger RNA. RefSeq lists its product as uncharacterized. Lineage: Eukaryota; Fungi; Basidiomycota; Tremellomycetes; Trichosporonales; Trichosporonaceae. Gene Ontology annotation, cellular component: transcription factor TFIID complex. Gene Ontology annotation, molecular function: protein heterodimerization activity. Bases 1 to 1560 code for a protein of 519 amino acids. Gene Ontology annotation, biological process: RNA polymerase II preinitiation complex assembly; transcription by RNA polymerase II. The transcript has a single exon. The record is from RefSeq and is a predicted model, not a curated record.